AUGCACCGGCACGCAGCCACCGGACAACCGACCGUUUCCGCGACCCGCGCCCCGGAUCCGCUGAAGGCCUACACGGCGCUGGGCGGCGUGCGCGGGAAACCGGCCGUGAAAAAGGACAUAUGGCACUACAGCGAUCGGCGCAGCGGCAAGGGCUACUCCGAUUUUUCGACGACCAUCUACCCGCACGGGCGCGAAUAUAUU
Messenger RNA from Mesorhabditis spiculigera, 201 nucleotides. NCBI's taxonomy places the organism in Eukaryota, Metazoa, Nematoda, Chromadorea, Rhabditida, Rhabditidae. The record is from the annotation of a GenBank genome assembly.